GAGAAAAGGUCUGACUCACGCAACACAACAAUUAAUACUUAAAAAGAAAUUCAUGUGCGUAUUGCUUUCAACUUCAACUUGAAGUAGAUAGAAAGAGGCUAUGGCUGGUCUUCAAAGAUCUGCAGUGUCCUUCAGGAGGCAGGGUUCAUCAGGCUUCGUUUGGGACGAUAGGUUCUUAUCAGAGGAAUUGAACAAAGUCAAAGAAGAUCAGAACAACAACAACGAUGGCGGCCCCGAGAUUAAAGAGCUUCAUCAAGUUCAAACAACGCCGCCACCGGAGAGAACCCGCUCCAACGGCGGAGCACGGGGUUACCGCACCGGAAAAGUUUCGCCGGCAAUUGAGCCACCGUCUCCCAGGCUCUCUGCAUGCGGCUUCUGCGCCGCCUUUGGGAAAGCAGGGGACAACAAGCCCCAACGGACUACACCCGCCAAACAUCGACCAAGGUAGACGGUGGUUCAGGUGACGGAGACAGAAUAUUCCGGCCAGGUUUCUAUGUAAUGUUUACUUCUAGGUUUGUAGGUAGGCCCGGAUGAGUUGAAUUGUUACGAACAUAAUCAUGACCACCUCUCUAUUUCUCUCUGCAAGUUUUCUUUCUAUCUACCACCCUUCUUUCUUCCUUUAA
Molecule: messenger RNA, 623 nt
Organism: Glycine soja
Lineage: Eukaryota; Viridiplantae; Streptophyta; Magnoliopsida; Fabales; Fabaceae
Product: MAPK kinase substrate protein At1g80180-like
Exons: 1
Coding region: 101-448 (115 amino acids)
Source: RefSeq, a predicted model, not a curated record